AUGCGCUGGAAGCUUCAAAAAGUGAAGUAUCACCCGAGAGGCAAAGGUUUUAAAGUAGAGCUCCAACGUCCUGAAACCUCGCAGCUCAAGUUGCGAGAUGUCGUUAUCGGUAAAAACCGAUGUGACUUUUGUGCGCUGCUAUACAACUUUAUAACCGGAGCUGGCGCAAUGCAGGAUGAGCUACUCGAUAAGCGGAUCGUUCUGUCCAGCUAUCGGGAUGAUCGAGUCCGUGAUGACUUCGAAAUGGAAUUAGCGAUUAACGGCAUCCGUGUUGCUUUCCAGGAUCACGACCAAAUUGAGCUGGAGACCAAGUACCCUGUAUUAUGUCAAUACCUACCCCUAACGAAGGUACCAGGUCCAUCUGGAUUCCAAUUCUCAGACGACGCAUCUCACGCGCCCUCGCCAACGGACAUUGUCAAAAGAAUUAAACUCGAGAAAUCCUGCGAUGGCGCUGACCUCGCACAUUUCAUACCCGGCGAGGCCCCCACGCCGCCAGAGGAACAGGUAGUGUAUGCAAAAGCAAGAGCCUGGCUUGAUUGUUGCAAAAAGAAGCAUCGGUCUUGUCGGCGUGGGCUUCCGGGGAGGUUAUAUGGAAGCAUCAAGGACGUCCAGGACAAAUCCGCUUUGCCCUUCCGGGCCGUCUUUGUAGGUGCUGCCGAGGGUGGCGCGCCGUACUUGAUCGAGACUGGAGGAAUAUGCGCAGAAUAUGCUACCUUGAGCUACUGUUGGGGCGAAGCACUAGGUGCCGCGGGAUCUGGUGCUGCGGGAUGGCCUCACGUUACUUUAACCUCGAACCUCGAGGAACGACUCGGCGGUGCACCACUGGACGCUAUGCCGCGAACGAUCCAACAUGCGAUAUUGAUAUGUCAGAGGCUAGGCCUGCAGUACCUCUGGGUCGACUGUCUCUGUAUCGUACAGGACGACCGCGCAGAUUGGAACAGAGAAUCAAGCAAAAUGCGUGAGAUCUACGAGCAAUCUACCGUCACGAUUGUCGCCCUUGGAGCCAAGGAUAUCUACCAAGGAUGCUUCUUCCCCCGACCGCCAACUCACGUCUCGGACUCGCGAGGUGAACACCCUGGAACUGGAGCCGUUAGUUUGCCGUUCAUUGUGGAUGAUACGUACCUGGGCACGGUCUAUGCUUAUCCUCCACCCCAUGGUCCCGACUUCCAUGAAGUUCUCGACAGUGUUUGGAAUACCCGUGGAUGGACCUUCCAAGAACGCGCCCUCUCGCGCCGUCUUCUCUACUUCGGCAGACACCAAUUGCUUUGGGAGUGCCAGAAAUGCCGAUGGACAGAGGACAACACACACAAUUUCAACAUGAACUCGCCGGGGAGAGCUGACAAUGAAUUGGAAGACGAGGGCGGUCUGAAAAAAUCCAUCUCUGCCGCCGUGAUGGCCGUGAACUUUGUUGGAGGGUCUCAAGACCUCGCGGACGACUUGCAAGCUAUGGGGCACAAGGUAACCGUCAGCUUGUAUCGGGCCGCCAUUCUGCUCAUAGCAUGGCCCGUGAAGAAAGGGCGGGCCUAUGUGGAUGCCGUUCGCAGAUGUGUGGGAUGUGGCUGUUACCGAGUACAGCGCACGGGCUCUGACGGAACCCAACGACAAACUACUCGCCCUGCAGGGUCUCGCAGAAGCAUUCUCUCUGGCGAAGACGAUGGUCUUAUUCCUAUGGUCUGUAUCUGGCAAACAUUGCAUGUUGCCUACUUUGGUUUUCGACGGGCGAGCCUUUGA
Messenger RNA from Exophiala oligosperma, 1731 nucleotides. RefSeq lists its product as uncharacterized. Lineage: Eukaryota; Fungi; Ascomycota; Eurotiomycetes; Chaetothyriales; Herpotrichiellaceae. Bases 1 to 1731 code for a protein of 576 amino acids. The record is from RefSeq and is a predicted model, not a curated record. The transcript has 2 exons.